This is a messenger RNA of Branchiostoma floridae (Florida lancelet), 627 nucleotides long. RefSeq names its product neuropeptide FF receptor 2-like. The record is from RefSeq and is a predicted model, not a curated record. Gene Ontology annotation, cellular component: membrane. The transcript has a single exon. Bases 1 to 627 code for a protein of 208 amino acids. Gene Ontology annotation, biological process: G protein-coupled receptor signaling pathway. Gene Ontology annotation, molecular function: G protein-coupled receptor activity; peptide binding. NCBI's taxonomy places the organism in Eukaryota, Metazoa, Chordata, Leptocardii, Amphioxiformes, Branchiostomatidae.
AUGUCACCGCUUUUGUUUGUGAAUCACCUGGAUAACGUGACGCUGGACUUUGGACUGAGUGAAAACUUGACCCUUGCGAUCUGUAAGGAGGACUGGUCCAGUGACGCAGGAAAGCAGCAGUACAGCGUGACUCUGUUCAUCUUUCAUCUCAUCAUCCCCGCCGCCAUCAUGAUCGUAGCCAACGCUCUGAUAGGAAAGAAACUGUGGCGCACCGACGACGUUGACGAGGUGGAAAACGGCACACGAUUGGACGGCGUCAUGAUCUCCCAUGCUAUAGUCGCAUCAGGGUUGAAGAGACAGCGAGGUAUCGUCAAGAUGUUGGUAGCGCUGCUCAGCGUCUUCUUUGUGUUCUGGACUCCCUACUACGUCAUCACUCUGUGGCUCGACUUCCGGUCAGGAAAGCACUGGGAGGACAACACCGUGGCUGGAAACGUCUAUCCGUUCUCUCUGUUCCUGGGGCUAGCGAACUCUGCCAUUAACCCCAUCUGCUACGGUCUAAUGAACGCUCGCUUUCGCGAGGCGACAAAAGACGUCUUCAGUCGGAAGAUGCAGUGGAGACCGCCAUCUUCUGAAUCAACGAACACAACCAAUACCGGACAGGUUUCCACGGACGUAUUUAGUCUCUAG